GCGGCGGCGGCGGCCAUGGCGGAGGCUGGGGAACCGGGGCCGCGGGGAGCCGCUGGGGGCCCCGACGAGGAUGAGGACGAGGAGCGGGAGCCGCUGCUGCCGAGGCCGGGCCGGGCCCCGCCGGGCGGCGCCGUGAGGGUCGUCAGGGACCCCGGGGGAGGAGGGAGCGGUGGCGGCGAAGCCCCGGGGGACGAGGAGGAAGAGCUGCUCCUGCCGGGAGGAGAAGCCGCCGACCCGGGCCGCCGGGGCCGGGGCCGCAGGGCUCUGGGGACCGUAGACCGCCUUCGCCUCUUCUCGGCAGUAAAUUUGGGAGGUCUUGCAGAGAUGAACGUAUUCUUGGAGGAUCCAGAAUUUACUGACACGAUACUGAAAGCAGAACACGCAAUAGACUCUGGAGUUCUCCCAGAAAGAAUCUCCCAAGGUUCAAGUGGAAGUUAUUUUGUCAAGGAUCCCAAGGGGAAAAUUAUUGGUGUCUUUAAACCAAAAUCUGAAGAGCCUUAUGGUCAUCUAAAUCCAAAAUGGACCAAAUAUUUUCAUAAGAUCUGCUGCCCUUGCUGUUUUGGCAGAGGUUGCCUUGUACCUAAUCAGGGAUACCUUUCUGAAGCUGGUGCCUAUGUUGUAGAUGAAAAGCUUGGUCUGGGAGUUGUACCAAAAACAAAGGUGGUCUGGCUUGUGAGUGAGACAUUUAACUACAGUGCAAUAGACCGUGCAAAAUCAAAAGGCAAAAAAUAUGCUCUAGAAAAAGUACCAAGCGUGGGCAAAAAAUUCCAUCGAAUAGGACUACCUCCCAAGGUGGGCUCCUUUCAGCUGUUUGUUGAUUGUUAUAAGGAAGCUGAUUAUUGGCUUAGGAAAUUUGAAGCCGAUCCUUUACCUGAGAAUGUUAGAAAACAGCUUCAGUCACAGUUUGAGAGAUUAGUUGUUUUGGAUUACAUCACCCGAAAUACAGACAGGGGAAAUGAUAAUUGGUUAGUCCGAUAUGAAAAACAGAAUGAUGGGAGUAAAAAUUCCAGUAAGGAAACAGAAUGGACUACGGGUAAAGAAUCUCUUAUUAAAAUUGCUGCAAUUGAUAAUGGUCUAGCAUUUCCUUUUAAACAUCCUGAUGAAUGGAGAGCAUAUCCUUUUCACUGGGCUUGGCUUCCUCAAGCAAAAGUUCCUUUUUCUGAAGAAACUAGAGAAUUAAUUCUCCCACGUAUCUCUGAUAUGAACUUUGUGCAAGAUUUAUGUGAAGAUCUUUAUGAACUUUUUAAGACUGAUAAAGGAUUUGACAAGGCCACUUUUGAAAAUCAGAUGUCUGUAAUGAGAGGCCAGAUUUUAAACCUUACUCAAGCAUUAAAAGAUGGAAAGAGUCCUCUUCAGCUGGUACAAAUGCCGCGUGUGAUUGUGGAACGAAGUCAGAGUGGAAGUCAGGGCCGGAUUGUCCAUUUGAAUAAUUCAUUCACACAGACCGUGAAUUGUAGGAAGCCUUUCUUUUCUUCCUGGUAGCUGAUGUAAGAUGAAAAACACUGGACUCUUGCCCUUAAUUAGAAAUGUUAUAUAAAAGAUUUUGCAAUAAUAUAAAUCUUCUGUACACAGCUCCAACUGCCAAAACCUCAGAUAACUGAAAUCUUUAAAAAGGUUGCAUUUUGAAUGUAAUCAAAAGUUUACAGUUUUUGUGUCCAAAAAUUGUGGAUUCUCCGUCAGGGAAUAAACAAGUAACCCAUAGUUUAUAUUGUAUUUUUAUAUGAUAAAUGUACUUUAUUGUGUUGAUACUACUUUAAAAGAAAAUUUUACAGUUUA
Molecule: messenger RNA, 1776 nt
Organism: Vombatus ursinus (common wombat)
Lineage: Eukaryota; Metazoa; Chordata; Mammalia; Diprotodontia; Vombatidae
Gene: PI4K2B
Product: phosphatidylinositol 4-kinase type 2 beta
Exons: 10
Coding region: 16-1482 (488 amino acids)
Biological process (GO): endosome organization; Golgi organization; phosphatidylinositol phosphate biosynthetic process
Cellular component (GO): endosome; lysosomal membrane; plasma membrane
Molecular function (GO): 1-phosphatidylinositol 4-kinase activity
Source: RefSeq, a predicted model, not a curated record